UACCGUGUCAUGUCCCCUCCCAAUGGCCACAAAUCCCUGUGGCUGGUGCUUCUUUUUGGAAUGGGAGUGAUGGCAGAGAGCCUGAACUGUCCAGUAAAGUGUACCUGUCAAUACCUGGAAGUGAACUGCACAGGGCAGCAGCUGCAAGAUUUCCCCACGACCAUUCCACUGGACACAAGGCAGCUGAUUCUGGCUACCAACAACAUCUCCUACCUGCCAUCGGUGGAGCUGAACUUCCUAAGUGACUUGGUCUAUCUGGACUGCAGGGAGAAUGCCAUUAGUGAAGACCUGGAUUUCACCUUCAUCAGUCUCAACAAGCUCAUCUACCUAGACCUGAGCUUCAACAACCUCACCCGGGUCACUUUCACCACUUUCUCCCAGCUCAGUAGCCUGGUGGUGCUGAAGAUCUCGGACAACCCAAAUCUGGUGGAGAUUGAGAAGGAUUCCUUUGCCAAUAACACCUGGCUGAGGCACCUGGAUGUGAGCCGGACUGGCUUGACAUUCCUGGAUAUUAGCAUUGUCAAGGAUCUGCCCAAUCUGAAGUCCCUGGGUCUAAGUGAAAACCUCUGGAACUGUAACUGCUCCUUCUUGGACUUCACCCUCUGGAUGAAAGAGAGUGGCGUUCGCUUCCCAGAUCCUGAGAACAUCUCCUGCUACAGCCCAGCAGCUCUACAUGGCUGGUCAAUGCCUGGGGUGGAGUCGAAGCUCCACUACACAUGUCUCCUCCAUUUACAUGAUACAGACUACGCCUUCCUGGGUCUGAUUGGCUUCUGUAUAUUCUCUGCCGGCACUGUGGCAGCCUGGUUGGCUGGAAUGUGUGUAGUGCUAUACGAAUUCCACACAACAAGGGGAGGGAAUGAUGAAGACGAAGAUGAAGACGAAGAAGCAACCACCUAG
Chrysemys picta bellii (western painted turtle) is the source of this 897-nucleotide messenger RNA. RefSeq names its product leucine rich repeat containing 52 (gene LRRC52). Lineage: Eukaryota; Metazoa; Chordata; Testudines; Emydidae. The record is from RefSeq and is a predicted model, not a curated record. Gene Ontology annotation, molecular function: transmembrane transporter binding; potassium channel activator activity; voltage-gated potassium channel activity. Gene Ontology annotation, cellular component: voltage-gated potassium channel complex.